Messenger RNA from Artibeus jamaicensis (Jamaican fruit-eating bat), 6049 nucleotides. It is a transcript of the gene MSL2, whose product is annotated as MSL complex subunit 2. Gene Ontology annotation, cellular component: MSL complex. The record is from RefSeq and is a predicted model, not a curated record. Gene Ontology annotation, molecular function: ubiquitin protein ligase activity. The transcript has 2 exons. Bases 466 to 2199 code for a protein of 577 amino acids. Lineage: Eukaryota; Metazoa; Chordata; Mammalia; Chiroptera; Phyllostomidae.
GGCCCUGCAGGCAGUGAGACGCGUGCUCGCCCCCUAGUCCGGGCCGGGGCCUGCUCCCACCCUGCUCGACCCGAGGAGGUACCUCCGCGUCCGGACAUGCAGCUGGAGCCGAGGCCGCCCGCCGAGCCGCGGGGCUAGACUGAACUCCAAGUCGUGGCCCGAGCGCCGAAGUCGCCACGUUCUGCGCCCCGUGGCCGGCCGGGACAAACUCGAACGCCGGUUUCUCUACUUUUUUUUUUUCCUGUCUGCAAGUCUCAGGGACGGAGGAGGGGCGCCACGGCCCCAUGUGUGGGAGGAUUGCUUCAGCCUCACAAACUUGCACGGAUUUUGGUUACUACUUUGGCCAGUGGUUCUGCUCCGAUUUCCUUCGAAUUGUUGCAAAUUCGCCAUUGUUCCCUGGCUGCUCACGAAGUUGGAUCCGGAAUUUUUUUUCGACCGGGAGUCAACGGUGUCCAAGUGUCUGCAAUGAACCCCGUGAAUGCUACUGCUCUCUACAUUUCCGCGAGCCGCCUAGUGCUCAACUACGACCCCGGAGACCCCAAGGCGUUUACCGAGAUUAACAGGCUCUUGCCUUACUUCCGACAGUCCCUCUCGUGCUGUGUUUGCGGACAUUUGCUACAAGAUCCUAUUGCACCUAUCAACUCCACUUGCCAACACUAUGUCUGCAAAACUUGUAAAGGCAAGAAAAUGAUGAUGAAACCUUCAUGUAGUUGGUGCAAAGACUAUGAGCAGUUUGAGGAAAACAAGCAAUUAAGCAUCCUAGUGAACUGCUACAAAAAACUGUGUGAAUAUAUAACACAGACCACGUUGGCACGGGAUAUAAUAGAAGCAGUUGACUGUUCUUCUGAUAUUUUGGCUUUGCUUAAUGAUGGAUCAUUGCUUUGUGAGGAGACAGAAAAACCUUCAGAUUCAUCCUUUACUUUGUGUUUGACACAUUCCCCUUUACCUUCGACCUCAGAACCCACAACUGAUCCUCAAGCUAGUUUAUCUCCAAUAUCCGAAAGCACCCUCAGCAUUGCUAUUGGCAGUUCUGUUAUCAAUGGUUUGCCUACUUAUAACGGGCUUUCAAUAGAUAGAUUUGGUAUAAAUAUUCCUUCACCUGAACAUUCAAAUACAAUUGAUGUAUGUAACACUGUUGACAUAAAAACUGAAGAUCUGUCUGACAGCUUGCCACCUGUCUGUGACACGGUAGCUACUGACUUAUGCUCCACAGGCAUUGAUAUCUGCAGUUUCAGUGAAGAUAUAAAACCUGGUGACUCUCUGUUACUGAGUGUUGAGGAAGUACUCCGCAGCCUAGAAACUGUUUCAAACACAGAGGUUUGUUGCCCUAAUUUGCAGCCCAACUUGGAAGCCACUGUAUCCAAUGGACCUUUUCUGCAGCUUUCUUCCCAGUCUCUUAGCCAUAAUGUUUUUAUGUCCACCAAUCCGGCACUUCAUGGAUUAUCAUGUACAGCAGCAACUCCGAAGGUAGCAAAAUUGAACAGAAAACGAUCCAGAUCAGAAAGUGACAGUGAGAAAGUCCAGCCACUUCCAAUUUCUACCAUUAUCCGAGGCCCAACAUUGGGGGCAUCUGCUCCUGUGACAGUGAAACGGGAGAGCAAAAUUUCUCUUCAGCCUAUAGCAACUGUUCCCAAUGGAGGCACAACACCCAAAAUCAGCAAAACCGUACUUUUAUCUACUAAAAGCAUGAAAAAGAGUCAUGAACAUGGAUCCAAGAAAUCUCACUCUAAAACCAAGCCAGGUAUUCUUAAAAAAGACAAAACAGUAAAGGAAAAGAUUCCUAGUCAUCAUUUUAUGCCAGGAAGUCCUACCAAGACUGUGUAUAAAAAGCCCCAAGAAAAGAAAGGGUGUAAAUGUGGGCGUGCUACUCAAAAUCCAAGUGUUCUUACAUGCCGCGGCCAACGCUGCCCUUGCUACUCUAACCGCAAAGCCUGCUUAGAUUGUAUAUGUCGUGGCUGCCAAAACUCCUAUAUGGCCAAUGGGGAGAAGAAGCUGGAGGCAUUUGCUGUGCCAGAAAAGGCCUUGGAGCAGACCAGGCUCACUUUGGGCAUUAAUGUGACUAGCAUUGCUGUGCGCAAUGCUAGUACCAGCACCAGUGUAAUUAAUGUCACAGGGUCCCCAGUAACAACGUUUUUAGCUGCCAGUACACAUGAUGAUAAAAGUUUGGAUGAAGCUAUAGACAUGAGAUUCGACUGUUAAAUCAGUGGGUCUUUAAACCUACCUCUGGUAGGGAAAUAGCUACAGUUUAAGGCAGCUAUGGUUUUGUUGGUUUAACUUGCCGGAGCUCCUGCAUAUAGAUCACUUGUAUCAAGUGUUUUCAUUGCUAAGUUAUAUGUGUUAGUGUCGGGGAAAUAGUUUGCAGAUAAUGGAGGAGUAACCUUACAACUAUAUGUCCUUAGUUCUUACAGAACCUCAUAGUUUGAGAACAAAUGCUGAUGCAACUGAUUUAUACAAAUGAACUUUGGCAAGGAAAAUAACAUUAACCUCAUUGUUUAUGGUCAUGCUUUGUGCGUAAUCAAAGUUUAUGAUUAAAUGGAAGGAAGUGGUAUCUAGUCAGUCCAUAAAGAUUGUGCUUAUUUUUUUGUGAAAAAGUAGCCAUUAGUUUGUUCAGGAGACUCAAUGCUGGCUUCAGAUGCCAUCAAUGUUUCUCCUGUUGAAAAGCUGAUAUGUCCAGCUCAACCUUUGUGCUGACAUUACCAUUUCUGAUCAUGAAAAUUGGCUACUGGUGUAUGUAGCAGUUCUUAAAUCAGCAGUAUUAUGAAAGAAAAUUUGUCCCUCAUUAGAAUGUUGAAGAAAUCUGUCUUUUAAAAGUGAACAAACUGAAAUCUGUCAGACUGCAUAUGUUUAGCUACUUAUGCUCCAAAACUUCUGAGUUGAGCUUUUCUUUUUAUUUAAGUCUGACUUAUUUCUAGGGAAAAAAAAAUUCUUCACUUUCUUCACUGUGAGCAAUCUUCUAAUUGAUAAAUUAAGUGGAGAAGAACAGUUUUAUUCUGAAGCUGAUUGAGUUUAGACUAUAGUAUGUGACAGAAUUUAAAAUAUAUAUAUAAAAGUUUUAUUUAGAAAUUGGGAUGUAUUUAAAAUAAUUUUGGAAUAAUGUCCCCAAAUGUAUCCAGAUUUAUACAUUAUACUUAUUGCUAUUGGCCACUUUUUUGUUUCCUCUUCUAGUUUGCCACAGACUUUAUUUUAAAUAUGCUUUUUUUUAGGGUGCUAUUUGUUAGGAAGGCUUCUUUAUAGAGGCCUAAUAAAAAUGCCUUUUUAUGAAGCCUGUGCAUUUAGGUAGGUUUGAAGCUAGGAGGAUUUUCUUAGAAUGCUCUUUUGCAUGUAAAGCACAAACUGUGUUUCAGUUUAAAUGCACUUCUUUCUCAUUAAUUUUUAUGGGGAAGAUAAGUGAGUCACAAAACAUUCUGUUGAAGGGAAAUCUAGUCAGUUGCUUGAAAGAGCACAGCCCAGAUAAAACAAGGACUGACUAGGUUGUGAAGAAAUGACCUUAUGAUUUAAAAGAAGAGCUGCUGCUUUGACAGUGCUUAUUUAAAGAACAAUACUGCUGGAAAUUUUUCAAUUUCUACGUUCACCAUCUCUCAUGAGAUCUGACAUAUGCUGGUUAUGUUUUGAUUUGGCACACAGCAUGUUCAAUGAUGGUUACUCACCUAGUACAAGACAUGGAGAAGAAACCUUUGGACACAGAGCAGAUGACACCUCCUUCUGUUUUGUAGUGUAUUCUGGUGUCAUUUUCUGUGAAUGUGGUCAGGUAGAGUUGUUUUUGUUGUUGUUGGGCUUUCCUUUUUCUUUCUUUCCUUUCCUUUUUUUUUUUUUUUUUUUUUUUUUGGUCUCUUGGUGGGGUGGGGGUGGGCUAAAGCCAUAGGAAGAAAAAUGUGAUGUAUGUGUCCAGUAUGUACUAUUUUGUUUUGUUUUGCAAGAAGAGUUGAACUAUUUUUGAUAACAAGAGUAAAUGGUGGAAAAUGCUUCUUAGUUGUCUUGUCUUUAUUUGCUUUUCAAGUUUCAGAAUUUUAUUUAAUUCCUAAGUGUUAGCAGUAUCUCAUGAAAACAUGUAUUGCCUAAAGUUUGUAACAGUUUUGUGUUGAAUUCAGAUGCCCUGCUAUAUAAACUUGUAAAUCUGUUCUUUAUUCAUUAAUGAUUAUUGGAAAAUGACUAGAAAUGAGAUUGUACUCAUGAAUAAUUAGGAUAUAUUUUGCAAAUCUCCCAGACUUUCCUAAUAUUAUGAUCUUAAAAAUCAUAGAGUAACUUAUUGCUUCUCAAGUUUAAUAAUCUUAGGGAGAGUUCUUUUUUUUUUUUUUAAAUGCAUGGGAGGUUGGCAAUAUAGAAAAAGUGGAAAUCAUUAGUUUGUGAGGGCCUUGAUUGUUAAUGUAAUAUUGCCAAUGAUGAAUUCAGGUUGUUUUUAGCACAAGUUUCCCUUUUUUAUGCUGGUAUUCUCACUGCCACAUUUUGGAAACCUGUAUUACACCUUAAAUCUAUCAAUAAAUAUUAGUUUUCUAAUUCUAUGUUGUAGAAUACUGAGGAAUUUGGGAAAGCAUGCUCUGAAAUGGCCUGUAUUAUAUAUAUUUGGGGAAGAGUAAUUAUUUACAGUGCCUUAAUUUUUACAUUGUUUUUCUUUAUACCAUGAGUUAUUUAAGAAUGACGACCAAUGGCUAGCUAGGGAUGAUUAAGAAAUUAUUACUGAAGUAACUGAAUGUACUUUAUCAGGAUUUGAAACCAUCAAAACAAUAAUAGCAUUUAAUAUGACACAUCUUCACUUGUUCUUUUUGAGUCUUUGUUAUUAACAUGUGAUCAAAUGAUGUUUCACCUUAGGUUAUAGAAAUUAUAGAGCUGACAGUUUUAUAAUUUUUGUUAGUUUAAUUAAUUAUACCUUUCCAUGCAGAGGUGUAAGGGUAAAGAAUUCCUGUUAUUUCACUGUGUUCUUAGUUUGCUUAAAACAACUCGUAACCUGCAGAAGAAAAGUAAAAGCUUUACAAUAUAUGGAAAAUAAAAUCUCCUUUCUCAUAUUAUAGGUAACAAACAUAAAAUGCUUUAAAAAAUACUAAGUUCAAAGUAUAAUAUUGGAAUCUAAUGCUUAGUGGCACUUUAACUUUUCUCCCUCCUUUAAAAAAUUAUCUUUUGGGGUACCCAAAUAAUCAGUUACAUUUUCUUUUAAAAUAAUGUUUUAUAUAUAAGACUAAAAUUCUCUUUGAUCCCCGUGAAUCCCUUGUUCCCAAACCCUAAUCCUGCUUCCCAUCCCCAAAGGAAAUCACUUCUCAGUAUGAGGUGUUAUCCUUGCAGAUACUUUAUAAUUUUCUCAGGGGUUCAAAGAGUUAUUAAUCUCUUUGAAUCUCAAGCUUGUUUACAAUGUUACCCAGAUAGAAAAAUGAAAUUCAAGUGUGAUUAAAGCCCAAGUAUGUAAUAAUUGAUUAUCUUAGUGAAUGGGAUUCAUAUUUGACAACUUGUCUUUAUUUAGUUUUGGAGAAAGGGUAAAACAAUGAAAGUUAAAUCAUGCAGGCUUCUCCACUGAAACACACAUUAACAUUUUCAAAAGUUGACAAAUGACAUAUUUAAUCAGUCCUAGAGUUUUAUAAACACUUUGAACAAUACACAAUGACAUAGAUAAGAUGCAGGGAAAAUACAUAGAAUUUCAUUUGAUUACUUUGCAAUUAAUGUUAUGCUAUGAAACUCAUUAUUUAUUGACUAUUAAGAUCACAAUAAACCUCAAUUUAAACUUUUAUCAGGGAGCUUGGGGUACUAUAACGACUUGAAAUUUCCAGUUGGACAGUAAUGAUUAUAUGCAGCAUGAUCUUUACCAGGAAAUCAAAUAUAUACUAUCUUAGUUCCUCAGAAUUCACAUUUCUUGCAUUCAGCUCUAGGAGAAGGAGUACAGUGAAACACAUGUCUGAAAAUUCGAUACUUCGGGUAACCUAAAUUAAUAAAAUAGCCUUAUCUUGAAUGAUAUUGGUAGAUUGCUUUUAUAUUGCAGAAUGUUGAAACCAAAUAUUGACCAAAGUGAAAGGAAGAGAGGGACUUUACUUUCAGUAAGAAGGUAAAAGUGUAAAACCAAGUUAAA